Molecule: messenger RNA, 1116 nt
Organism: Saccoglossus kowalevskii
Lineage: Eukaryota; Metazoa; Hemichordata; Enteropneusta; Harrimaniidae
Source: RefSeq, a predicted model, not a curated record
AUGGAUCGUGAUAUUGAGAAAGCAGUUGAGAAUUGUGAAAUUUGUCAAAUUCAUAGAAGUAAACCUAGUAAAGCUUCAUUGCAUUCCUGGCUUUAUCCAGAAAAACCUUGGGAAAGGGUGCACAUCGACUAUGCAGGACCAUUUUUAGGCAAAAUGUUUUUGAUUGUAAUUGAUGCAUACUCAAAAUGGUUGGAAGUGAAAGUCAUGAAUAUUUCUACGUCUACAGCAACUAUUGCUGAAUUGAAAGAGAUAUUUUGCACUCACGGCCUACCAGAUAUAUUAGUUAGCGAUAAUGGUAGCCAAUUCACAAGUGAUGAAUUCCAAAAAUUCAUGCUGUAUAAUGGUAUUAAGCAUGUGACCUGUGCACCAUUUCAUCCAAGUUCUAACGGUUUAGCCGAACGAGCAGUUCAGACUUUCAAAAAUGGAGUGAAAAAAAUGAAACAGGGAGACAUUAAAACUAGAGUAUUAAGAUUUUUAUUUAGAUAUCGUAGUUCUCCACAUUGUGUAACUGGUGCUACACCAGCUAAGUUGUCUAUGAAUAGGGAACUGCGCACCCAUUUGUCACUUGUUCACCCUGAUUUUAGAUCAAAGGUAAUAUCAAAACAGGCAACACAGAAAUUGUAUCAUGACAAACAUGUAAAAUCACGAGUUUUUGAUAUUCAUGAUAAUGUGCUAGUACUAAACUAUAGUGGUAGAGGGAAUAGAUGGUUGCCAGGUGUUAUUGUCGAAAUUACUGGUCCUGUAUUAUACAAAAUUCAAUUGGGCGAUGAUAGAAUUGUUAGAAGACAUGUAGACCGGAUUAGAAUUAGGAAAUUUGAUAGUACUGUUAGUGAGACUAGGGUAAAUGAGGAGUUACCAGAGAUUCCAAUUGUUAGUAAACAAGUUACUCCUUCAUUAAGUAUUCCAGUUUCUAACGAGGACUUAAAUCCCAGUGUUGUUCUUGAUACAAGUCCUAGUAACAUUACUGAUUGUAAUCCUUGCCCAGAUCACUCAAUUAUUCAGACUCCUCCAGAUACCACUCCUAAAGAUACAGUUAAACCAAAGAUUUCUAGCCCAGGUGUUAUUACUACUAGGUCUGGACGCAUUGUCCACAAACCAGAUAAGUUGAACUUGUAA